AUCAAACUCCCGAAAACUCCGUAGGUGUGCGACAACUAACAUUCUCGCGGGAAAAUUAGAUUAUAACUACUGGUCAUCAAUUUCCACGUGUCAAGUCAUCAUUGGUUCCAAGUCCUAAGAUUUUUAUAUUUAAUCCGUCAACUCUCUCUUCCUCUCUGUUUUCUCUCCACAAUUUCCAAAGUCAUGGAUCAUCUUAGGGUUUUGUUCUCUGUUUCUCUUCUCUUUGUAUUCGUCUCUGUUUCGAUUUGCGGAGACGAAGAUUUGUUGAUCCGCCAAGUGGUUGAUGAAGCGGAGCCGAAAGUUUUGUCAUCGGAGGAUCACUUUACUCUCUUCAAGAAGAAAUUCGGGAAAGAUUACGGUUCCAUUGAGGAGCAUUAUUACAGAUUCUCUGUUUUCAAAGCUAAUCUCCGGCGAGCGAUGCGUCACCAGAAGAUGGAUCCAUCUGCUCGUCAUGGCGUUACGCAGUUUUCGGAUCUGACUGGUUCUGAGUUUCGGAGAAAGCAUUUAGGGGUUACAGGUGGGUUUAAGCUUCCCAAAGACGCUAAUCAAGCUCCGAUUCUCCCAACUCACAAUCUUCCAGAGGAGUUUGAUUGGAGAGAUCGCGGCGCGGUUACUCCAGUGAAAAACCAGGGAUCUUGUGGAUCUUGCUGGAGUUUUAGCACUACAGGUGCUCUUGAAGGUGCUCACUUUCUCGCGACUGGCAAACUCGUUAGCCUCAGUGAACAACAGCUCGUCGAUUGUGAUCAUGAGUGUGAUCCAGAAGAGGCAGGUUCAUGUGACUCUGGUUGCAACGGUGGGCUUAUGAACAGUGCCUUUGAGUACACGCUUAAAACCGGAGGGCUUAUGCGAGAGGAAGAUUAUCCUUACACCGGUACUGAUGGAGGGAGCUGCAAGUUAGACAGGUCUAAGAUCGUUGCAUCUGUCUCCAACUUCAGUGUUGUGUCUAUCAACGAAGAUCAAAUAGCUGCAAACCUUGUCAAAAACGGUCCUCUAGCUGUGGCCAUCAACGCAGCUUAUAUGCAAACCUACAUUGGAGGAGUCUCGUGUCCUUACAUAUGCUCGAGGCGGCUUAACCACGGUGUGUUGUUGAUGGGUUAUGGUUCGUCUGGGUAUUCUCAAGCAAGGUUAAAGGAAAAACCGUAUUGGAUCAUCAAGAACUCGUGGGGUGAGUCUUGGGGUGAGAAUGGUUUCUAUAAGAUAUGUAAAGGUCGUAACAUUUGCGGUGUUGAUAGUUUGGUCUCCACCGUCGCUGCUGCCACUUCUUGAGCUUUUCAUUAUUCUGCUGCAAUGAUAUUUAAACUCUGUAAAUAAAUUAAGAAAAACACAUUUCUUGGUGAAUUCGAAACACA
This is a messenger RNA of Arabidopsis lyrata subsp. lyrata, 1349 nucleotides long. RefSeq names its product probable cysteine protease RD19B. The coding region runs from base 184 to 1266 and encodes 360 amino acids. The record is from RefSeq and is a predicted model, not a curated record. Gene Ontology annotation, cellular component: lysosome. The transcript is spliced from 3 exons. Gene Ontology annotation, molecular function: cysteine-type endopeptidase activity. NCBI's taxonomy places the organism in Eukaryota, Viridiplantae, Streptophyta, Magnoliopsida, Brassicales, Brassicaceae.